Molecule: messenger RNA, 1307 nt
Organism: Erigeron canadensis
Lineage: Eukaryota; Viridiplantae; Streptophyta; Magnoliopsida; Asterales; Asteraceae
Exons: 3
Coding region: 153-1028 (291 amino acids)
Molecular function (GO): S-adenosylmethionine-dependent methyltransferase activity
Source: RefSeq, a predicted model, not a curated record
ACACACACAUUAACAUUAUCCCACAAUCUUUUACACAAACACCACCAUCCAAAUCCGUCUUCCCUCACACUCACACUCACUCUCCAAUAUUUCUCCUCGGAUCUGAAUACCCGAUUUCUCGUGCUCCAUUUCAUGUUUUACAGUUCCGAAAAAUGGGGAAAAGCGGGAGAGAUUGGACACAGAUCUAUACAAUAUACGGAAUGGACGAUUGGCACACACCGAUUUUUCUAUUAAUCCACGCGCUUAUAUUUUCGGCAUCAUCCGUUAUUUUCUUAAUGUAUUUCAACUGGAUCUGUUACUCUUUCGAAUCAAUCUCGCCGUCGGUGUUUUCCACCAGUGUUGCGAGAUUUGCGGCGGGUUUUACGGGUUCUGUUACCGCGCUUUCUGCUGUUUGUUUGUUUUAUGCGGCUGGAAACAUGUUUUACUCUUCGGUUGCGUUAAGAUGGGAUAUGGCGCAACGUAUGGUCAACGCGGUCCAUGAUUGGUCAACGGUGAAGACGGUUUUGGAUGUUGGGUGUGGUCGUGGUAUACUUCUUAACACGGUUGCGAUGCAGUUGAAGAAAGAAGGAAGUUGUGGCCGGGUCGUUGGGUUGGAUCGUAAGAACACGACCGUGUCAACGUUAAGGACCGCAGGUAUGGAAGGGGUACAAGAGUACGUGACAUGCCGUGAAGGCGAUGCACGUCGUUUGCCGUUCCCGGACAACUACUUCGACGUGGUGGUGUCGGCAGGGUUCGUUCACAAAGUAGGGAAAGAAUUUGGGACAAAAAGUGCGGCGGCAUCGGCCGAAAGGAUGAGGGUGGUGGGGGAGGUAGUAAGGGUGUUAAAAGAGGGCGGGAUAGGAGUUGUGUGGGACCUAGUUCAUGUUCCGGAGUACGUACUCCGGCUACAAGAAUUAAAAAUGGAAGACAUAAGAGUGUCGGAACGAGUAACGGCGUUUAUGGUGAGUAGCCACAUUGUGUCCUUUCGAAAGCCUAGCCAACAUGUGGUCGGACCCAAUGAAGUGCGAUUGGAUUGGAGAUUUGUCUAAACAAAUGUUUGCUUCAUUUCUUUUUUUCCUGUUUUUAAAAUGGAAAAAAAAUGAUAUGAUAUAUAUAUAGAUAUAAGAAUAAGUAUACAUAAUAUAUGUAGUUGAAUAAACUAGUAUAUGAUGAAUUAGUGUUAGUGACACAAUAGUGUUAGAUUUGGAAGUGUUAGUAACUUAGUAUAUAUAGGUUUGGAAAAUAUGAGGUGUGUAAAAGCUGGUGACACAAAGUGAAUCCAGAAAUCUUAAUAUAGUUUCUAUAAAUUAUAAGCUUUUUAUGAUAAA